Messenger RNA from Callorhinus ursinus (northern fur seal), 2616 nucleotides. It is a transcript of the gene NLGN3, whose product is annotated as neuroligin 3. The record is from RefSeq and is a predicted model, not a curated record. Gene Ontology annotation, cellular component: membrane. Gene Ontology annotation, molecular function: neurexin family protein binding. Lineage: Eukaryota; Metazoa; Chordata; Mammalia; Carnivora; Otariidae.
AUGUGGCUGCGGCUUGGCCCGCCCUCGCUGUCCCUGAGCCCCAAGUCCACGAUUGGCCGGAGCCUGUGCCUCACCCUGUGGUUCCUCAGCUUGGUGCUGAGGGCCAGUACCCAGGCCCCAGCGCCCACGGUCAAUACUCACUUUGGGAAGCUAAGGGGUGCCCGGGUGCCACUGCCCAGUGAGAUCCUGGGGCCUGUGGACCAGUACCUGGGGGUGCCCUACGCAGCUCCCCCCAUCGGCGAGAAACGUUUCCUGCCCCCUGAGCCACCCCCAUCCUGGUCGGGCAUCCGGAACGCCACACACUUUCCCCCAGUGUGCCCCCAGAACAUCCACACAGCUGUGCCCGAAGUCAUGCUGCCCGUCUGGUUCACUGCCAACUUGGAUAUUGUCGCUACUUACAUCCAGGAGCCCAACGAAGACUGCCUCUACCUGAAUGUCUAUGUGCCCACGGAGGAUGUAAAGCGGAUUUCCAAGGAAUGCGCCCGAAAGCCCAACAAGAAAAUUUGUAGGAAAGGAGGAUCCGGCGCUAAGAAACAGGGCGAGGACUUAGCGGAUAAUGACGGGGAUGAAGAUGAAGACAUCCGGGACAGUGGCGCUAAGCCCGUCAUGGUCUACAUCCAUGGAGGCUCUUACAUGGAAGGGACGGGCAACAUGAUUGACGGCAGCGUCCUCGCCAGCUAUGGCAACGUCAUCGUCAUCACCCUCAACUAUCGGGUUGGGGUGCUAGGUUUCCUCAGCACUGGCGAUCAGGCUGCCAAGGGCAACUAUGGGCUCCUUGACCAAAUCCAGGCCCUCCGCUGGGUGAGCGAGAACAUUGCCUUCUUUGGUGGCGAUCCCCGCCGUAUUACUGUCUUCGGCUCGGGCAUCGGCGCAUCCUGUGUCAGCCUCCUCACGCUGUCGCAUCACUCUGAGGGGCUUUUCCAGAGGGCCAUCAUCCAAAGUGGUUCUGCCCUGUCCAGCUGGGCUGUGAACUACCAGCCGGUGAAGUACACCAGCCUGUUGGCAGACAAGGUAGGCUGUAACGUACUAGACACGGUGGACAUGGUGGACUGUCUUCGUCAAAAGAGUGCCAAGGAGCUGGUAGAGCAGGACAUCCAGCCAGCCCGCUACCAUGUGGCCUUUGGCCCUGUGAUUGAUGGUGAUGUCAUCCCUGAUGACCCUGAGAUUCUCAUGGAGCAGGGCGAGUUCCUCAACUAUGACAUUAUGCUAGGUGUCAACCAGGGCGAGGGGCUCAAGUUCGUGGAAGGGGUGGUGGACCCUGAGGAUGGCGUCUCUGGCACUGACUUUGACUACUCAGUCUCCAACUUUGUGGACAAUCUGUAUGGCUAUCCUGAGGGUAAGGACACCCUACGGGAGACCAUCAAGUUCAUGUACACAGACUGGGCAGACCGUGACAAUCCAGAGACCCGCCGCAAAACGCUGGUGGCGCUUUUCACUGACCACCAGUGGGUGGAGCCCUCGGUGGUGACCGCUGAUCUGCAUGCCCGCUAUGGCUCACCUACCUACUUCUACGCCUUCUACCAUCACUGCCAGAGCCUCAUGAAGCCUGCUUGGUCAGAUGCAGCUCAUGGGGACGAAGUACCUUACGUUUUUGGUGUCCCUAUGGUAGGCCCCACUGACCUCUUCCCCUGCAAUUUCUCCAAGAAUGACGUUAUGCUCAGUGCCGUCGUCAUGACUUACUGGACCAACUUUGCCAAGACCGGGGAUCCCAACAAGCCGGUCCCCCAGGACACCAAGUUCAUUCACACCAAGGCCAACCGCUUUGAGGAAGUGGCCUGGUCCAAAUACAAUCCCCGAGACCAGCUCUACCUUCACAUCGGGCUGAAACCAAGGGUCCGCGAUCAUUACCGGGCCACCAAGGUGGCCUUCUGGAAACACUUGGUGCCCCACCUCUACAACCUGCAUGACAUGUUCCACUAUACGUCAACAACCACCAAAGUGCCGCCCCCGGAUACCACCCACAGCUCCCACAUCACCCGCAGGCCCAACGGCAAGACCUGGAGCACCAAGCGGCCGGCCAUCUCCCCUGCCUACAGCAAUGAGAAUGCCCAAGGGUCCUGGAACGGGGACCAGGAUGCAGGGCCGCUCCUGGUGGAGAACCCUCGUGACUACUCCACUGAAUUAAGUGUCACCAUCGCUGUGGGGGCCUCCCUCCUAUUCCUUAAUGUUCUGGCCUUCGCCGCCCUCUACUACCGCAAGGACAAACGGCGCCAGGAGCCUCUGCGGCAGCCCAGCCCUCAGAGGGGAGCCGGGGCCCCCGAAUUGGGAGCUGCUCCUGAGGAGGAGCUGGCAGCAUUACAGCUGGGCCCCACCCACCACGAAUGUGAGGCUGGUCCCCCCCACGACACAUUGCGCCUCACUGCGCUACCCGACUACACGCUGACCCUGCGUCGCUCCCCUGAUGACAUCCCACUCAUGACACCCAACACCAUCACUAUGAUUCCCAACUCCCUGGUAGGGCUGCAGACAUUGCACCCCUAUAACACCUUUGCCGCAGGGUUCAACAGUACUGGGCUGCCCCACUCACACUCCACUACCCGGGUAUAGCUCCAGCCCAGAGCACAGCCUCUCUCCUGGCUCCCUCCCUCCCAGAUCCACGGACACACAUGCACACAG